AUGGAUUCAGAAUACCAAGGUCUACUGAACAGUAAAGAAAGAGAAGAUGAAACAAAUGGAGCACACAUCGCCGAGAAGGUGGAAAAAGGGGGAGAAACAAUUGAAAAUACAUUGAUGAAAUUAAACGUGAGGUAUCAAACGUUAUUUUUUUCCUCCGGGGUAAUGACCGUUUUUUGUGGUAUAAUAUCAUUAUUGGAAUCGCUAAGAUAUUUUUACUUUACCAAUUUUGUGGUUUCCACAUUUUUGAUAACCAUGGGUCUAAUAAUGAUGAUUUUGGAUAUUCCAGGAACCCCAAGAUGGGCUGCAAAGCAUAGAAUUAUGAUAAGGAAAUACAUAAAAUUUUUAACAAGAUUGACUGGAAAAGCUGUGUGGUUUUUCUUUUUAGGUUCUAUGUCAUGCCUGAAUCUGUGGCCACACUCAAAAAAGGUUACCUUCUUUAGAUCUUUCUGGGUUCUUCUAUUUAGUAGUUUCAUAUUGGCAGUUGCAGUUGUUGGAUUUUUGAUAGCAUUAAGAAAAUCGUUAAGAUUGGAAAAAUUAAAAAAAACUAUAAAGUUGGUAUCAAAGGGAGCAUAUAUUGAUUGUUACAGAAAAUACAGUGUAGCAGAUCCAGACCACGGAAUGCAGUUUGAAGAAUUUAAUAGGAUGUGUUCGGACCAUACAAAUGGUUAUAUAUAUUUUGAUUUUUUGGAUUUAUUUAUUAUUUUUAAUGCCUUAGAUGAGCAUCAGAAGUGUUCUAUAAACGAAAGAGAAUUCUUGGAGUGGAUAAAUGGUCCCGUAACGUACUUAUAA
Messenger RNA from Plasmodium gonderi, 789 nucleotides. RefSeq lists its product as hypothetical. Bases 1 to 789 code for a protein of 262 amino acids. The record is from RefSeq and is a predicted model, not a curated record. The transcript has 4 exons. Lineage: Eukaryota; Apicomplexa; Aconoidasida; Haemosporida; Plasmodiidae.